Molecule: messenger RNA, 4708 nt
Organism: Ixodes scapularis (black-legged tick)
Lineage: Eukaryota; Metazoa; Arthropoda; Arachnida; Ixodida; Ixodidae
Gene: Rab3
Product: ras-related protein Rab-3
Exons: 4
Coding region: 648-1307 (219 amino acids)
Biological process (GO): regulation of exocytosis; protein localization to plasma membrane; protein secretion
Cellular component (GO): synaptic vesicle; endosome; plasma membrane
Molecular function (GO): GTPase activity; GTP binding
Source: RefSeq, a predicted model, not a curated record
UGUUUCAUUGGGUUCACGCGCGUCGGUCGUUUGGAAGCGUCUGUCCCCGAGGUUUGAGUUGCUCCCUCUCAUAAUUCUAGACUCUCUAUCGUGCCUGUCCGUUCCUUCGCGCGGAUCGCGUUCGAAUCGAUUCCGCCAAAAAAGGCGUCAUUGUAGCCGGCUUUAUAGCUUCUCCGCCACACUCUACAAGCAGGCGAUCAAAGGUUUUUGGAACAGGCCUUGACUUCCCGUACAACCGGCGAUUCCACCAGAAUAGGUGUCAUCGUUGCCUGCUUUUCAGCUUGUCCGCUACUCCGCUACACAUUUGGAACGUGGCUCGACUUCCCGUGUACAACCGCUACCGGUCUCGAUAGGCGUCUACCUUUCCGCCUUCUCUAUAUAGUAGCAGUCUUCCCGGGACGAGGCCUCUCGCGGAGCUCAGACGUCGGGCUAGGUUUUUUUUUUUCCGGUUUUUUUCUCUAUCUUUUCGUGUUCUCGUGUAGCCGCUUGCCUCCAUUGGUGUCCAAUCCGCCAUCGUAGCAUCAGCGGCGGCUUCGAGGAGACGGUUAGGCCUUGCGGCCGUGGGUAACCGUGAUUCGUGCUCCCGUUUCGUUUCCCGAGCAGACGGCUUUUUUUCUCGUCGAGUCGGUGAGCAGGCCGGAUUCACGAUGGCCGGCGGUCAGGACCAGAAGUGGCAGAAGGAUGCCGUGGAUCAGAACUUCGACUACAUGUUCAAGAUCCUCAUUAUCGGCAACAGCAGCGUGGGCAAGACGUCCUUCCUCUUCCGCUACGCGGACGACUCCUUCACCUCCGCCUUCGUCAGCACCGUGGGCAUAGACUUCAAGGUCAAGACCGUCUUCAGACACGACAAGAGGGUCAAGCUACAGAUAUGGGACACAGCGGGCCAGGAGCGGUACCGCACCAUCACGACAGCCUACUACAGGGGAGCCAUGGGGUUCAUCCUCAUGUACGACGUCACCAACGAGGAGUCCUUUAACAGUGUUCAAGACUGGGUGACGCAGAUCAAGACAUACUCGUGGGACAACGCCCAGGUGAUCCUGGUGGGCAACAAGUGCGACAUGGAGGACGAGCGGGUGGUGAGCACGGAGCGGGGCAAGCAGCUCGCCGACCAGCUCGGCCUCGAGUUCUUCGAGACAUCGGCCAAGGAGAACGUCAACGUCAAGGCCGUCUUCGAGCGCCUCGUGGACAUCAUUUGCGACAAAAUGAGCGAGAGCCUCGACUCGGACCCGGCCCUGCUGGGAGGCUCCAAGGGGACCCACCUCACGGACAACCCUGGCGCCCCGCCCAACGCCAGCUGCCAGUGCUAGGCGACCCCCCCCCCCAACCCCCCGCACCGGACGCGUCGUUCCUCCCAGUCGGUUCCCGGAUCUCUCUUGGUGGCUCCCCCCUGCGUCGACCCAUCGAGACGUCACAGCGGGGACGGCGCGCCGCAAAAGAUCGACCGUCCUCGGCAGACGGGAAGUCAAGGCGGGCAGGCGGGCCAGACUACGGGAUUUCGUCCGCCCGCAACGCCGCGAAUCGCCGUCUGCCGAGAACGAUGGCCCGGGUUCCGGCUCUGUCGCGACGUCAAGGACGAGGGAACGCGGGAGCGUGCCGCCGAGACGUCUCGCCGCCAGCCGUCGCACGAGGGUCAGGCUCGUCCGGCGCCUCCCACAAGGUCGCACCGCACUUUGCUCGGCGCGACUCGGUCGACGGUCUGGCAUUUUGGGCUGUAAUGUGGAACAGCGAGGUCUGUACGUCGCGCUCGUCCGAGAGUGGACGGCCGACGCCGCGUGAAAAGACGGAUCCGGGCUUUCACUGUUUCUCCGUAAACUUCGUUGGCCGUAGCAAGUUCUUCUUUCCCCGCGCGUUUAUUACGGACGGUGUUAAAGUAAAACCUAAACUUUUUGUUUCGUCGAGGUAUCGAGCGGUUCCGAAGCACGCCUCGUCGUUCCCGACGCCGAGCGGGUCAGCGGCAGGUUUUAACCGUACGUCGCCGACAAAGUCUGGAGAUCUCUCUCUCUGCCUUGUGACCUUAGUGUUUCACCGGUCAGCCGUUUCGCCUAGCGAACGUGAGGGCAAACCGUAAAGUCCGCCGUCCUCGUCAAAACCCGUUCGAUCCUUCCGUUUUUCUCCCCUUUCCUCAGCGAGCAAGAGCGCGAGCGAAACGUCUCGCGGAAGCUCGUCAGAAAACGUUCCGCGAGUGCAAACCAAAUUGGCGGCGGAAAGGUGCUCUUUUUGAGCACACCUUCGCGGCCAGUUUGUCACGAUUGGCCGCACCGUGACGUUGCUAGUCAGAGAUGGGGUACAAUCAGAGAUGGACAGCUCACACUGCCAGAAUGUCUUAGACGGAAAGAAACGUGCAGGGGCCAUCCGCUAUUUCGGCGCCGCAGGAGGAAACGCCAUUCCAUCGCUUUACGGUUGGGGCAACAUUCCGGCGAGAACGGCAAACUUUGAAAACCUCACGUUUGCGUUUUUCGUUUCUUCCAGAUUCGAGCGUUUCGCUCAUCUGUCAGCCACGUUUGUCGCACAAAGCCGCCGCUACCGCCGCCGCCGCUUGCGUCUUCUGUUCUCCCGCCCCACCACCUUCGCUUUCUUAUCAAGCUCGUUACCGGUUCUUAACAAGGCAACCGCCACAAAGGUUUGAGAGGGCGAGGCCGGGAAGCUUAACGGACUCCCCGCAUAUUUUUGGUUUUCUUUCCUCCUACGCGUCUCCGGCCGAUCGAUCGGCCAAUCCGAGCGUGUGCACACAGAAACACGAACACCUACACAUGCACACACACCGAAACCUACUGGGUGUGUCUGUAAAUUCCGGUUUGCCUGUGUAUAAAUGUGUACAUACUACGUGGAAAAACAAAAGGAGAAAAAAAAAAGUAGCUAGUGUCCGGACUUCGUGAAACGGAGACAGAGAAGGCAGGGGAAGAAAUGUGCAAUAAAGAAAAAAAAAUGCCCCCAGACGAAACGCCGCAAAUGCCGACGUAAACCGCGAGGGUGCGUCGAUUUCCGUGUGGUUUCUAUGGCCUUUCCCGAUCAAUUCCCAGCCUGUCCACGACUGCUCCUCCUCCGCUUAGAAGCGCGAUUCCGAUGAUUGCCCAAGACCACGGAUUGUGCGGGUUCUAGGCCUUGGGCAAGACUCCGAUGUGUGUUGCAGUGGUGCAUGUUUGUGUGCAUGCAAGUACCCCCGGUGUGCUGUAGAGAAAGAAAAAAAAAAAACUAAACUUGACAGCGUCGUAAGACUCUAGGAGCACACAUGUAAGAAUUUGUUGCCUUCCCCAAAAUCAGUUCACUUUAGUUACUGACAGGAUUAGAACGACAGAGAAGUCCCUUGGCUUUUCCUGAUGCCAGUGCGAGCUUCGAGAACGCUUUGGCGUCUUGAGUCUCCAGCAUGCAUGUGCAGCUGAAGCAGAGUGGAAGGCAAUGAGUGCAUGCCGGAAGGCCAGGCAUCCGAAAGAGACGCUCCGCCAUUCUAACCCUGCCAGUGACCGUAGCUGUAUCCUGGGAGGGAAAGGAAAAAGCUUUGCAUUGCGCGUCGAGCUGCUUGGCACGUGCUGGCCGUGCUUUGCGAGCCGGUUUGUUUGUUUCGGUAGCACCGUGUUCUUUGUUCCGUUUUGCAAGGUUGCUGCUCCAAGAGGGGAAAGAACUUGUGUAGCGUCAUUGUUGGGCGUGCUGCAUUCUCGAUCAAACCUCGAACGGCGGAGGGUAAUGUUCCGAUGCGUCGCAUUUAGAAAGCCUCGAGCAAUGCCUCCUCGCAUUUGCUGGGCCGGCUUCUUCCUGGAUCCAGAGUAUUUAUACACUUGUUUUCGUUUCUUUGUUUCCCAUUUACGUUUCCUGCGCUUUUCGCAUUUGCUAGUCACGGAAUGUUCCGCAGUCUUUUCGAAGCGAAGACGCUGUUCCAGUCGCUUUGUCGGCGCGAGACACGUUCGAAGCGCCCUAGUCGUUUUUUACGUUUUUCGACAUUCGAGGACGAAUCUUUACUUGUCCGCAUUCUUGUCGUUUCAAUGCAUUCUACAACAGGAAGGGGUGGGGGGGGGGGGGGGGGGGGGGGGAGCGUUCACUGCAGGUUUCCGUCUCGCGGUUUAAAAACGAGAUCUAUUUUUCGUAAUGCAGAGCGCCAUACCGCACUGGAACCUUCUACUUCGAAAUGUUGCGGUCUUAAGGGCCACGAGGUCGUCGUACCCUGCAUUCCAAGACUGGUUUUCGGUUGUGUGCAAGCAAGCAAAAGUAAUCCCACGUCACGUGUAGUAGUCGGAGGGUCACAUCCAAGACGAAGAUCCGCGCGUCUCGGCAGACUGCGCCGAGGCGAAACUAGCAAAAAAUGUAGACGGGGACGACCUGUGGGUAAAGACAUCUGUGGCCACGCGUGUUCCCGUACUCUGUGAGCCCCCCCCAACACGCGCAAGGUGUGUGUCUUUAUUCUCCCGUGUCUCUCCCUCUAGUCUGUAUACUGUGUGAAAGCAGAGUUCACAAACAUGCGGGCCCCCGUUUUUUUCGUCGUGUAAGGUAUGCUUGGGUGUGCUAGGAAGUAGUUGCAACACGAUCUCCCGGAGAGGAUAUAUAAGUAUAUAUAUAUAUAUAAAAAAAUAUUCCCUUCUCCCUCGACGAAGAGAAACCAAAUGUUUUCAGGACGAGAUCGUUCCCCUCUCCUUUGACGAAAAGGAUUCUGUUGUAACAAUUGUAAAAUUUUAGUUUUCAUGCUGUGGAGUAAAUAAAGCAACAAAAAACAAACGAA